Molecule: messenger RNA, 6218 nt
Organism: Ahaetulla prasina
Lineage: Eukaryota; Metazoa; Chordata; Lepidosauria; Squamata; Colubridae
Exons: 15
Coding region: 250-5748 (1832 amino acids)
Biological process (GO): activation of GTPase activity
Cellular component (GO): cytoplasm; nucleus
Molecular function (GO): protein binding; guanyl-nucleotide exchange factor activity
Source: RefSeq, a predicted model, not a curated record
GGAGAACCCACAGCAACAAUGGCUUUGGGACAUCCUGCGGGCUCUUGACACGCAGGUUUGCUGCUCUCGGAAAGCGCUUUCCCACCAGCCAGCAACCAGCUUGGUGGCUCCUUGGACCUCCUGCUCUUUUCUCCAAGUAAGGGAAGGGAUGGAAGAAGAUCCCACCGAGGCAGGCCUGGUCACCUAACCUGGGCUUCCAGCAGAGGCUGGGGAGGUGGGGGGUAGGCCUCCCCCUUGUGUGAUUGGCAUAUGCUUGUUCCUGGAUCAGAACAAAUGGGAUACAGCGGAAGCAAGGAGAGAAUGCGACGCUAUCUCAGAAAGUUGAGAAAGGAAGCUUCACUGAUGGAGUCUGAGCAGAUCCAGCAGAAAGAUCCUUUCCUGAGGCCAACCCAUAGAAUACACGAAGCCAGCGAUCCAGCCUCAGCCAGAAAGUACCAUGAUAUCACAGGCACUUUCAUCAUGAGUCAAGUUCCUGGAAGUCAGGAGGUGGAAGAGAAGGAAGAUCCGUCUCUAUCCCAUGACUUAGCACUUCUCUUGGUUAUGAAAGAACAUAUGUGGGACGGAUCUUCUAACCCUGCGGAGAAGGAUACUUCCCAAGAACCGGAAAGAAGGCCGAGAGGUUUAGAGGACUGGGAAGAAUUUUCAGAUGGAAAACAGAAUCUCAACAGAGGACAGCCCAGCUCGAAAGAAAGCAGGGAAUCUUCCUUAAAUUCCUUCGAUGGGCAAUUUGCAAGUUAUUCUUCAGCCAGUUCCCAGUCAACAACCAGCACUGCUCUUUCCUAUCCCAGGAGGGUCAGUCCAGUACAGAUGGAGAGCCAAGUCUGUGAUGCUAGCUUUGGCCAACCUCCAAGUUUGUGUGACACACACUCUCAGACACGGCGUGGGGACUCAGCAAUGACAGACACUCUUCCUUGUCAAGAAGACUCAGUCAAUGAAUCUCCUUUGGUGAUUCAUCAUAUUUCAGAUUGCCACAAAAGUGCUGAUUUUUCCAAUUCCAGACCAGCCGAAGAGCAUUCGUGGGAACUGGAGACGCAGCGUGAGAAGAAUGGAAGCCCUUGCGAAGGAACGGACGUUGCGAUGAGGAUCAAUGAAAUUUCCUCUAAAAGAGAAGAAGCGAGUAAAGGAUUGAGCAAUCCUUCCUCAGAAGAGGAAGAGUUGAGUUUAGACGGGGCGCAAAGAAAGGCGGAAAAUAUUUUAUUCCAGGUAUCUUCCAAAGAAGUGGAUGAUCGUUCAGAUGUUGAUGAUGAAAUAGGAGAUUUGGAGGAAAAUGUUCUCAACUUCCUUGUUCUCCAGGUCCAGGAAGAGGAAGAGAGCAACGUCGGAAUGAGCAACUCUCCAUUACUCAAGAAAAACGUCCAAACCAAUGAUCAUAUAAACAAUAUGAAUUGUGAGGAAUCAGAGUCAGGCCAAAAACGGCUAUCAACCACAAGGAAGUCAGAAUCUGCAGAAUCAGAGGCGCUGGAGUUGGCAGGCAGCGAGGAAGAGGGAGGGAAGGAUUUGAAUGAGAAAGCAGCAAAGAGCAACACAAAGACAAAUCUGGAGGAAGUACAGUGGUCACACAAUGACCAAGAACAAGAAGAAUGGCCUGUGCAAGCAACAAUAGACUCCGUGCCUAUCAGAUCGAGCCAGGGCACACUGGAUUCUUUGGGAAACAGUUUGGCUGUUUCUGGUUUAAACGAUAACAGUUCUGAAGAACUUGCUUUCUCUUUGAAGGAGGUGUCCUCAGCAGAUCACCCUUCAACAUCAGGUUGUGCAUUGUCUGAACCUUGUAUCCAAACAAUGACUAUCCCAUCCCCUGGAAUGACCCCUGCAGGUUUUCUGCCAGAUAGCGGAAGCCCAAGGACACAGACUGCCCUAUAUUACAGUUCUGGACAAGUGGAACACUCCGGGAUCGAUGAGGAAGCAAACCAAACGUUCUGUUGUGAUCCAGGUGGUGCACAAUUCACCGUGGGUGUUGGAAAAGAGAAUAUUGGAAAAGAGGACGUUGGAAAAGAGGAAAAUGUAAGGAGUGUAGAUGGCGAACAAAUAGCACAAUUGUUUACAGAUGCGGCAUUAGGCGUUGACUCCCAAGUUCUUCAUGGAUCUCAAGCUAUGGGCAGUUCUUCUGACACUGAAGAAGAUCCUGUCCCAUCGUUGAGGACUAUAAUCACCGCUCUCCUGCAAGAAGAUCCUAUUAAGGGAGCCAUGGAUGACACUGUCAGUUCUGAAGGAGAUGAAUCAGUUUUACAUUUCUCUAGUCAACUGGACAGAGCAAUAGUUGAUGAAGCUUCAGUACCGGACAGUGAUGGAGAGGAUCAUCCUCCCGCUUCUGGUGAGGACUUCCUCGAAGACGCUCAGAGUUCUACUUCCAAAGUCCUCCCAAACCCCUCACUAGAAGAAGGCCUGUCCAAUAUAGCCAAAGAGAUGAUAAAGUUAAGUCUUUCUUCCUGGGAUUCGGUGGAAGACACUACCGAAAACAGUGUGAAGUCCUAUCAACAGCUGAAACCAACAAUUAAGAAUGCUGUGUUGUCUGGGAAUGAAGCAGCAACGGACACACAUUGCAGAGAACAAGAUAUCUUAACCAGUGAGUCACCAUGUUUUUCAGUUCUUGGAAAAGAGAGAACAGAAUGUGACUGUAAUGCUGAUAGCCUCCCAUCUUGCAGGACUCUUUUUGCAAUGACCACCGAUGCAGCUCAGCUAACGCAGCCUUUGGCCCCAGCUCUAGUAAGGGACUCUGAGCAGACUUUGGCCCUCAAUUCUGCUUCACUUUUAUCCUCCAGGCAGCCUCUCCAGUUUGUAAUCCCUCCACCCAUGGCAAAUUUUAACGCCCAGCCAACUCCUCCGGGCCUUAAUCCUGACCAACUCUUACAACAACUGUCGUCUUCCAGCCAGGUUAAUCCAUUAACCCCCAAAUCUUCUGCCAGCGAGACUGUUUUAGAGCAUUCAUCUUUAUCCCCUGAAACCAGAUUAUCUGAGCAGCUUUCCACCUCUGAAAGUGACUUGGAUCAGUGUUGCCAAGUUCCACAUCCCAUACACAACUCUAAGCAGCCUGUACCUGUGUCACACCGUGCCAGUUUACCCAUCCUGUCUAGACGUUCCGUGUUUCCUUCACUUACUAUCAAUGCAGCUUCCCAGCGGACUAACUCUAAACAGAUCACACAAUCUGUAGCUGCUGGACCGGGCUACAACUUCCAGACACAACCUUCACACAUUGCUGUUAGUAGGGGUUCUCACAGUUCCCAAUCAGAUUCCAAUUCCAGGAAGCAUCUCCUAGUCAGGGACAAUUCCUCUAUACAGCAGAGGACCGAGGCAUCAGAAAACAACCCCCUUGUCUCUCGUACAGACAACGAUGAACCGACACAUCCUAGCCCACAGGUUGGCCGUCACAGCUGUUGGAACUCAUCCUCUAUUUCCAAAAGAGGAGACCUUGUCCUGGUUUCAAGUUUGGACAAUAGAACGGAAGAGUUCUCUGGUCUUCUAUUGGCCACAUGCCCUGAGUUGGAUCUUUCUUUGUCGGACUUGCAAGGUGAAUUUUUAGGAAAUAGUGCCACGGGGGCAGAUUCCUUCAUCAAUGUUCCUGAAACAACGUCCAGGUUUGAAGAUACGCCUGAUGGGAGGUCUUCUCACUAUUCUUUCCAUCCCUCGGGAGGUCGUGAGAAAGCGUGUGAAACCAAGUCCGCCAACGUAAGGCAUGCUCCUUCUCUUUUAGCUUUCACUAACCCAAUCCACUUUCUCCAGCUCGGACCUCCUUCGCCCCCAAGUUUUCCAUACCCAGGGGUGCAUCAGGAUCUACAGUGGCCGGAGCAAGAAACCAGGAAUUCAAAUGACCCAGUUGCAUGUUUCUCUGAAGGCCCAGGAAGGCUCAGAAAAGUCCUUGAAAAAUCAGCGGGGGAACCUGUUUGCCUGGCGAUUCAUAGAAAAGGCCUGGAAGGUAGACAUCCGCGCCUGGAGAAGUCCACCAGCUGUCCAGACAAAAACAGCCUUGGGUUGGGUACCAAGGAAUCCGCUUUCGGCACAAAGAAGCAGGAGACGGGGGCCAAGCAGCGAGCGAAAAGCAAAGAUUGGCAUCGACAUGGCUUAAGAAAGAUUUCGAUACCAACGGAUGGUGCCGUAGAAGUCUCCAUAGCCUCUCUCCAUGCGAAAGAGGAAGCCGCCGGACACAAAGACAGAGCCAAUCCCUUAGACUUUGUGAAAUACGGAGAGAAGAAAACACCAGAAACCCUAGAAAAUAUCAAACGGCGACGUUCCAAACUGAUAAAUUCAUCCAAACUGCUCUAUCAGGAAUACAGCGACGAAGCCCUGAACAAAGCGAUCCAGAGCCAAAAACAGGCUUCGUUGGCCGAAGAGGUAGAACCGAUCUCUCCCAAGCUGCGGAGAAAAGUGCUGAGCUCUCAGGACUCUUACCUGCAACGCCUAUCCGUCUCUUCGGGCUCUUCGCUGUGGCAGGACAUCCCCAUGGUUCGAGGGAGCACCAUGUUGCUUAGCAUGACCCGUGAGGAGCAGAAGCUGCAAGAGGCCAAGUUUGAACUAAUCGCAUCCGAAGCCUCUUACCUGCGGAGCUUGAAUAUAGCCGUGGAUCACUUUCAGCGUUCCCAAGAACUUCAGGGGGUUUUAACCACGCAGGACAAGCAGUGGCUUUUUUCCCGUCUUCAGGAUGUCUGUGACGUUAGUGCCAAUUUCCUCUUUGAACUGGAAGAGAAGCUUGAGGAGAACAUGUUCAACUUCAACGUCUGUGAAGUGGCGCUCAGAAACGCACCCGAAUUUCGUCGGGUUUACUUGCCAUAUGUGACCAACCAGACCUACCAGGACCAGACCUUCCAAAGACUCAUGAACGGGGUUCCUGCUUUCCAACAGGUCUUAGAGAAACUGGAAAGUGACCCGGUGUGUCAGCGCCUCUCCCUCAAAUCCUUCCUCAUUCUCCCAUUCCAGCGUAUCACCCGACUGAAGCUCCUUCUCCAGAACAUCCUGAAAAGAAUCCCACCUGGGGCCGAUGAAGAAGUCCAGGCCACACAAGCAUAUGAUGCUCUUGAAAAGCUCAUCAAAGAUUGCAAUGCAAACGUCCAACGUAUGAAGAGCACCGAAGAAUUGAUUCACUUAAGUCAAAAUAUGGAGUUUGAAUGCAAGAUCUUCCCACUUAUCUCACAGUCCCGGCGCCUAGUGAAACAUGGAGAACUUACCGCUCUGGAAUAUAAUAUCAGCUUGAAGUGGAAACUUACCACGCGACCCAUCUACCUCCAUCUCUUCAAUGAUUACUUGCUUCUAUCUCGACCCAGGGAGAAUGGGCGUUUCAUUGUGUUCGAUUAUGCAGCCUCCUCGGAUGUGCGUGGGGAAAAGUGUGAAAUGAAACUCCACGGUGACAACAAGAACCUUUUCCGCCUUUUCCUGCUCCAGAACAAUCAGGGGAAGAAAGUGGAAUUCCUCUUCCGCACAGAAACACAGAGUGAGAAACUGCGAUGGAUUUCUGCUCUUAUGCCCGAACAGCCAGAACCUGACCUGUUGAAUGAUUCUGAUGCCGAUCAGGUACAGUGCGUGAAAUCUUACAAGGCACGGGAGCACGAUGAAUUGACUCUGGAGAAAGCAGAUAUCGUCAUGGUCUUGCGGCAAAGCACUGAUGGCUGGGUUAAAGGCGUGAAACUGUCCGACGGAGAAAGCGGCUGGUUUCCUUCCGAUCACGUGGAGUUCAUCUCCAGCCGGCAAGUCCGACAGAUGAACCUGAAGGAGGAGCAGCGGGUGAAAAAUGCCAAACGGCAGGUCUUUCGCAAGAGAUAAAAGAUUCCCCCUCCCCAGAGGACCUCCACCCUGCCUCCUCUCCAACCCUAGGAGGACAUUGCGAGGUGUUAAAACUGCCGUGUGAAUUACGAGACCGAAGGGGCAAAGCAGAAACUGGCGUCGCUGGCAUGGGCUGCACCCAAAUCUUUCACCUGUGUUGGAAAAAGCAGGACGAGAGAGCUGCAUGAUUUUUCUUGAGACGAUGGCGGAGAAGAAGAAGCGCCAAGGAAAACGGACUGGGCCCUUCCGGGAACCUGAGCUUUGCUCUGCCACGUUUAAAUGCACGAACCGCUGGCCAGGGAGUUCGCUUCAAGCUCUGCAAAAAUAUAAUAAUAAAACAAUAAAAAGGCUUUCGCCCACCUCACAGAAAGACGUGAGGCUAAAAUGUUAAUAUUUUUGAACGUGCUUUGGACUGUCAAGCAGAACGCAGUAGAGGGGGAAAAAAUACACUUUGUGGUAUUAGGAUGAAA